GCCAAGGCCGAGUUUCUCUCGUGUGAAGUCAGAAAGACGUGCGCCGCUGCGUCGUCGCCAUAUCCAAACACGUCAUUCAGCGUGGCCAGUUCGAAAGUUUCUGAGAUCGCACAUGCUUUCGAUAAGUAGUAUGGGCAGUAUUGGCUGGAAUGAUGCGACAUUUCGAACAGAACCACAUAUACGUCACGGUGAUGUUCUCUCGACACCUCCCAGCAAGAUGCCUUCUGAGUUUAUAGCAUUCAGAAAUACCAAAUAGUUCGCAAGGAUAUUUACCUGUGCGAGUACUUGUCCAACCGUCCAGCACUAUCCUCUUUUACGCGCAAGCAAAGAUGUCUUCAGAAAAGCCGCAUUUUAAGUCCGGCCAUCAGCCACCCGUUCAGAGCCAAGAACCACCGGGUUUGCAAUCUGACUUAAAGGGUGCGGAUCCGCAGUCUCAACAUGUACCUACAGAAGACGGUGGCUACGCGCUGUACAAAGCCGCGGGAAAGCUCCAGGACAAAAGCUGUAUAAUCACGGGAGGCGACUCUGGCAUUGGAAGGGCGACGGCUAUCUUGUUUGCAAUGGAAGGCGCGGAUAGUUUGAUUGCAUAUCUUCCCGAGGAGGAACAAGAUGCGCAGGAGACGAAGAAACAAGUUGAGAAGCACGGCAGAAACUGUUACCUGUUGUCCACUGAUAUCACCGACAAAGCCAACUGUAAAAAGGUCGUGGAAACGGCACUGAAAGAAAUGGGAAAGAUUGAUAUCUUGUUCAACAAUGCAGCCUACCAAAUGAUGGUCGAGGACAUUCAGGAUCUGUCAGAGGAGCAGUGGGAGAGAACCUUCAACGUAAACAUUCAUCCUUACUUUUACCUCUGCAAAUAUGCGCUGCCGCACAUGAAGAAGGGCUCCUCAAUAAUCAACAAUGCGUCAAUAAAUGCGUACAUCGGUCGACCAGACCUUCUCGACUACACCUCCACAAAGGGCGCCGUCGUGUCUUUCACACGGGGAUUGAGCAAUCAAUACGUUGCGAAGGGUAUACGAGUCAAUGCUGUUGCACCGGGACCAGUAUGGACACCUUUGAUACCAGCGACGAUGAACCACGAAGCUCAAAAGCAGUUCACGUCACCGAUGGGAAGACCAAGCCAGCCGAGCGAAAUAGCUACCUGUGUAGUAUUCCUGGCCAGUACAGAUUCCUCCAGUAUUAGCGGACAAACGAUUCAUUGUAACGGUGGUAGCAUUGUCAACGGCUAGAGCAAGAAGAGACUAGACGACGUAUACUCAAUUUUUAAUUAGAGCUCAACUACGAGUAGUCAAAGCUGC
Messenger RNA from Verruconis gallopava, 1298 nucleotides. RefSeq lists its product as uncharacterized. The record is from RefSeq and is a predicted model, not a curated record. The transcript is spliced from 3 exons. The coding region runs from base 330 to 1229 and encodes 299 amino acids. NCBI's taxonomy places the organism in Eukaryota, Fungi, Ascomycota, Dothideomycetes, Venturiales, Sympoventuriaceae. Gene Ontology annotation, molecular function: oxidoreductase activity.